Umbelopsis ramanniana AG is the source of this 2199-nucleotide messenger RNA. RefSeq lists its product as uncharacterized. NCBI's taxonomy places the organism in Eukaryota, Fungi, Mucoromycota, Umbelopsidomycetes, Umbelopsidales, Umbelopsidaceae. Gene Ontology annotation, molecular function: protein binding. The transcript has a single exon. Bases 139 to 1758 code for a protein of 539 amino acids. Gene Ontology annotation, cellular component: SCF ubiquitin ligase complex. Gene Ontology annotation, biological process: SCF-dependent proteasomal ubiquitin-dependent protein catabolic process. The record is from RefSeq and is a predicted model, not a curated record.
ACACAAGUCAGUAUUUUGGAUAACUUUUUUUUCUCCGCAUAAGUAAAAUGCUCUUAUAUUCAAUCCCCCCUGAUUGUUCAUUACAAUACUUAGGUCCAUUUUAAACAAGGCUUGCACUUAACCAUACAGCAGUUUAUCAUGGUAGCAAUAUCAGAGCAAUCGCCAUUUUUCAUUGAGCACACUUGUUUGCGUGAUAGUCGCCCCCUCUUCUCCGUAGUCCUCAAACUGCAGCAUAACAAACAGAGAUCGUCAGCGCAAACGCACGGUCGCUCAAUUCGAGAUCUCGCCCAUCUGUCUAAACGUAUCUGCCCUCAUAGAAAACGACGUCGAUACUACACAUCUUACGAUAGCUAUAUAAUGAACCACCAGAUUGUUUCCCCGCCAUCGUUGCACAUCCUACAUCAGCCAUCUCAAAAGCUGUUACCACUGUAUCUACCGGAACUCUUGAAUCACAUUUUUCAAUUCCUGGACAAGGAUAAUGCGUUAUACCCAGCAAUGUUGGUGAAUAAGGGGUGGCACGAUUGCGCAGCUCGGAUAUUAUGGAAGAGAGCAGCUUUUGAGGAUACGAGCGAAAGCAUUGGUCGUUACGAAAAGUUUGCUCAGGUGUUUGGUGACUGGCAAAAACGAGGUGAAACCAUACCCACGACAAGAUCCAUGCCAUAUUCCCUGGACGCCAUGGCACGGAGCAACAUUACGAGCAAUUCAUCAGAACAACAAGAUAUUAAUAUGAUCAUGCCGCAACAGCAAUCCAAUACCGUAGACAAAGGAAGAGGGUUAUUAUCUUUUGCAACUUUUGAAGGUGCCAUUCGAUGCAUUGCUCCACAGCCUCGCAGAACGCAGUCAGACAGGUCCUUGAAACGAAAGAUGAUAGUGGAUUUGACUGAGAGUCAUAGCUCUACCACUGCUGCUACAAGUUCGAGCUCGGACAUGAGCGUUUAUAAUCUGGAAGUAUCAUCCCCGAAACAGACGGAUGCCUUGGGUAUGAAUUGUCUUUCUACCUACCGCCGAUCGCUCAGACAUCUUUCGCUCCGAAAGAUCAAAGAGAAAACCAUCAACGAAUCGCUAUGUGCUAUUGCCAACAAGGCCACCCUUCUAACAAACUUGGAUAUAUAUAUUUGUGAUCAUUUGGAAGACGAUACCGUCAUACGAUUUGCAACUUUUCAUAUUACCCCUACCGCGCCUAUAUCCAGUUUAACACAGAUAUCAUUGGCUGGCUGCCACCGAAUCACAGACACAUCCAUCAUAGCUGUGGCUAAUCAUUGUCCACUGCUAGAGCAUUUGGAUCUUCGAGCAUGUGGUCUAGUGAGCGACCUAUCGAUAUCGGCUGUAGCCCUGAACUGCCCUCAAUUGCGACACCUGAAUGUCGGUCGUAUCAGAGACAGAGAACGCAUCACCAUCACCAGCAUUCGACUGAUUGCUCAACGAACCAAAGCUGCGGUGCUGGGUCUGGCAGGAUGUGAUAUCGACGAUGAAUGCAUGCUUCUUUUGGCUCAACAGAGGAAAUCCAGCAUGGAACGCAUUUCCGUCAACAAUUGUUAUCGUAUCACCAACGAGAGUAUCCGCGCAUUUGUCAAACUGUGCCCACGCCUCAGUGUGUUCGAAAUGAAGGAAUGCCACUUGGUCAAUGAUUGGGCUUCCGUGGCAGAACUUGUUAAUCGUAAAGUUCUCCUAACGCUUUGUGAACAGCAAAACAAAGCUUGUCUGGACUGGGCAAAGAGCCAGGGCAAGUCAAUGAAGGUGCGAGCGCCGGUAAAGUAAUUUCUACAGAACCUUUAUUUUUUUCAGACUUGUAAUUACAAUCAUAAUCUUUCCCUUAUUCUGUAAUGAACCAUUCGCCUAGUGUGUCUAAUUUGAUAACGAGGUAUUGAACAUGACAACAUUGUGUAGCAUGUGGAGGAAAUUUCUCUACUGGAUGAUGGUGUAAGGAAUGGGGGGUGGGGACGAUUUUAUUUUUUUGUUAUGUAGAGUGUAUAGAACGAAGGAGCAAAGAAUUUAGAACGACUUAUAGACAUGCACUUUCCCAUAUUCUUCACUCGAUUAGCCAGCCACCUUCAACACCGUAUCGCUCACCAUCUCGUACGAGCAAAUCGCUAAUUUUUUAUUCCGACUAAACAAUAUACAACACAAAGUGUCCCACUCUAAUCCUUCUUCAGCGGGAAAUUCUGUUCUUCAACACCGUCCCUGGUUAUGACGAAAAUC